AAAAUGCAGCCUCCGCCGAAGACUUAUUCCUGGCCGCUUCUCUUGGUUGUCCUUUUUUCGGGCAUUAGCCUGGCCAGGUCCGCGCCGCGACAGGCGUCGAGUGCCUACGUCAUUCCGCUGCCUUGGAACAAUCUAAUUGGGACGUUCAAUUUCCCAGAGUCGCCGGAGAAAUCCCAGGAGAUUCCCGAGCCGCGUGCGCUCUCUGUGAACCUGGAGGAUACGAGUGCCGGCCGACCGGAGGAGGAGGACGAGGAGGAUGAUCUGCAGCAGGUGCUGCUGCUGACCAGUGGACUGACUCCCGCCCAGAUUGCCCAGCGUAGUCGGGGCCGAAACAAUGAGGGCAGGUUCUUUGGGCGCGGCGGCACCACCGUGGUGGUGAUCUCCGGCUUAGGCGGCGCUAUCAACAACACUAACAACAACAGUAUUGUGACCACUCCUGCCACCACAACCACAACGGGCACUCGAACCUCGGAGUUUAUCCGGACGCCAAUUGGUUACCCGGCCGGAUAUCCCAUGCAAUACUACCGGAAACGGCAGAACGACGGAGCAUCGAUGUCCUAUCCGGAGCUCUUCGGCUGGAACGAGGCGGCCUUCUACGGCGGAGAUUUGAGUGGUUUGGGUGGCCUGAAUGGGGGCUACAGUCUGCCGGGCGUCCCCUUGGUGCCAAUCACCGUUGGCAACGAGGUGAGGUACGUCCCCAUGAAUCUCCGCAUGCUCCGGCAGUUUGUCGGUGGUCCCACUUCCUUUGCUCCCCCUCCGCCGCCGGCCGUCAGGGAGCAGGAUGAUCAGCUGGAGGACGACGAUAUAGCCGCCUUGGCCUUGGGCCCCGAACUGGAAGUACUGGACGACAACCCCAAUGAGGGUGGCCCGGAGGUCACAAGUCAAGUCACUGGUCACUCGGUCGCCGAUCCAUCGGGCUUUGGACUCCUUGGCCAGCGGUUGAGACCUCGUCCUUUGGUCAGGAGGCGACCACUGCAGACGCUGGCCCAGAAUAUUCGCCGGGUUCAGUACCUCAGGAAGUAA
Messenger RNA from Drosophila teissieri, 1023 nucleotides. RefSeq lists its product as uncharacterized. The transcript has a single exon. Lineage: Eukaryota; Metazoa; Arthropoda; Insecta; Diptera; Drosophilidae. The record is from RefSeq and is a predicted model, not a curated record. Bases 4 to 1023 code for a protein of 339 amino acids.